Molecule: messenger RNA, 654 nt
Organism: Asparagus officinalis (garden asparagus)
Lineage: Eukaryota; Viridiplantae; Streptophyta; Magnoliopsida; Asparagales; Asparagaceae
Product: 60S acidic ribosomal protein P0-like
Exons: 2
Coding region: 1-654 (217 amino acids)
Biological process (GO): cytoplasmic translation; ribosomal large subunit assembly
Cellular component (GO): cytosolic large ribosomal subunit
Molecular function (GO): large ribosomal subunit rRNA binding; structural constituent of ribosome
Source: RefSeq, a predicted model, not a curated record
AUGUGUUUUCGUGCUCGGACUCAGUCAUUUGCACUACUCAUCCUUUUCGAAUGGCUUAACAUUCCAACAAAGAGUAAUACCGAUAUUGUUAAAAUCAUUACCCCAAUUGAGCUGAUUAAGAAAGGAGAUAAAGUGGGUUCCUUUGAGACUGCCUUCUUGGCCAAACUUGGGAUAAGGCCCUUCUCAUACGGGCUUGUGGUUCUCUUUAUCUAUGACAAUGGAUCUGUCUUCAGCCCAGAGGUGCUCAACCUCACUGAGGAUGACCUCGUUGACAAGUUCGCAGCUGGUGUUUCUAUGUUGGAAUCUGAGUUGAAGCAGUGGCAUGACUCCAGAGCAUCCAUUGGAUGUGAUCUUCAGUCACGGGAGAGCUCUGUUACGAAGAUGAAGGCUAAUCUCUUGAGGAAGGACAAGGCUAAGGCUGAAUUACUUAGCUCUUUAGCUUCGGCCGACGAGGAGAUAGCUAAACUCAAGAAGGCCUUGAAGUACGCUAAAGAAUCUCGUGCUAUUCUUGAGGACGACUUAGCUAAUGCUAAAGACUCUCGAAGACAAACAUUAGAGAAGCUAGAGCCUGCAGAAGAGAAGUUGGCUAAGUUGAGGAGCGCAGCCGCGAAGACACUAGAUACAUCUAAAGAUUCCAUUCGGGCUGAGUUGUAG